AUGAGCCGCAGUGGCGAAUCUUGUCGCCGCCUGCCUUCGGUGCCCCUGUGGAGGCGCUUGCUGCCUUUAUUGGGGGGCUUCAUUGUAUACGUGGUUCUGGGGUGUCUAUACAGCUUGGGCUGUCUUGUUCCCCUUCUGAGCUCAUACCUCAGAUAUAAGGGACAGCCAGAUAUGCGGCACUCCGCGCUAGGAUGGCUCUUCACAGCAGGCGGGCCAGCUGCGCCUGCUGGGUACGCAAGCAUUGCAGAAACAGAAAUCGCACGAGUAGGAGCAGCUGGAGCGAGCUCCCUUGCAAGGGCGGGGAUGGAAGGGGCUGGAAAUUUACAUGCCUCAGCUGGCGAAGGACCCUUAUCCUUUUGCAGCAAAGCGGAAUCUGCAGGCGCGCGCAAGACACAGGAGGAGCUGCAACUGCUGCCAACGUACAAAAGUGGAAGCAGUACUGCAGGCCUCUUCAGCCUGUGGCUCGUGUACGUCCUGCUCGGCCUCUCCGUGCAUCUCACCGGCAUCUUUUGGGAGGCUACAGCAGCAGCACUGGUACAUCCUGACUGCACUACGGAUCCCGAAGCUGCAGCAUUGGCUGCAGCAAGCCAGCAACAGCAGAAGCAGCAACAACAGCUAGGCACCCUAGAAGUUACCUCGAUGGGGAAUGGACUCAUCGCUGCCGCAAAUCUUCUCGGAAGAAUCAUGUGGGGGCUUCUUUCGGAUGUGUGCAGCGCAGCCACUGCAGUGGUUAUUGCGGAAGUUGCCAAUCCCGAUGAUUUCAGUUAUCUCUACACGCUGGCCUACACUUCUAAACCCGCAAGUGCCUGCCUCUCCUCCCUCCUCCUGACCCUCCUCUACCCCAGCGUGGGCCUUAGUGGCUGCACAGCAUUAGCAGCGAUCUCUGCCUCCCUCGCCCUUCUCCUGUGCUCCUACGUCCCUAAAGGGAUGUAUAGGGGUAUUGCGCUGUAG
This is a messenger RNA of Cyclospora cayetanensis, 951 nucleotides long. RefSeq lists its product as uncharacterized. Lineage: Eukaryota; Apicomplexa; Conoidasida; Eucoccidiorida; Eimeriidae. The record is from RefSeq and is a predicted model, not a curated record. Bases 1 to 951 code for a protein of 316 amino acids. The transcript has 4 exons.